GCAACUGAACCGGAUGGUGCUAUGGCCUAAGCUUGCAGGGGUCGAAAGACAGUACCCUGCGUACCACAUUCUCUGGGUGAUCAAGGAGCACGGUAACAUGCAGGUGUAUCAUGCCCAGAGGGGAGACAGGUGCAACACAACUGACACACACCCAACACAUUCUACAAGUCCUGCGGUGCUCAGCAAGCACAGACCCUAUAAAAGGGGCCCAACUUGUCCAAGAGAAAGAAUCAAAUAAACAGACAGGGCAUAGAUCACAACACUGACGUAUAUGUCCUUGAUACUAACCCGGGCCUGCUGAACAAGGCCAUAGACAUUGUCACACUGCAUGUAGAGUGUGUGGACCACAGUGGGAGGGGCCCUGCCUGGCUACCCAUAGGCUUGGGAGAUGCCCUUACAAAGCCAUCCAGUAAGGUGUUUCUUGGAUCGGGCCUUACCAGCCACACCAUCCCUGAAGCACACGAACACCUGCUCAGUGUGUCUGAUGGUGGCAGUGCGUUCAACAUAGCAUGCCUACGCACAAACUGGGCAAAGCUAACUGUAAAACUCUUGGCUUAAAGAACUCAAUAAGUUCUUGGGAACAAAGGAGGGAUUUGGUCUGACAGUAGCCCCGCUGUGGUCACCAGGAAGCAGCGAGCAACUGGGGUGUGCCGGAAGUGCAGUUAGUUCACACUAGGCUUGGGCGGUAUUACAGUAUAACAGGAUAUUUUGAAAUUCUGACGGUAUGAUUUUCAAUUCCGUUAAAAAUACAGAUGCUCAUCUUUCUAUCAACCUUAUACUCGAGAGGCUGUACUGAGGAUGUAAGUGGUGGGGAUAACAUUGUAGAACUGUACCUGAAUAAACCUGCAACAGCAGAGAGAGACUGCAGGGGAAAACAACAUAUUUUAACAUCUAACUCCGUGAUUUAAGGGUUUAUUUCGCCCAAAUCAGAGUUGGUGAUUGUUAGAAUAUUGGACUAACCAACAAAGCGACUAUCAUGACAGUUUGAGUGAGUUUUAUUUUGUUUCUUUUGAGUAAGAAUGAAGUUUGUUAUACAAUAAACAAGGCAAUUAAGGUAAUCGUAGUUCGGUAAAGGAGCGAAGGAGACCGAAGAUUCACUACGAGAUGAGUUGAAACAUUCAAUUACUUGCAAUGUGCUGCAACAUUCUAAUAAUCGGCUGGUUCACACCAAAUUACCACGAUGAGACGGUGUAUCAUCUCUAGUCAACAACUCUCUGUACUUCCAUUCUGAUUUGCAGCUUUUCAGACUUAUUUUGUGGCUGAAUAUAAUUUGUAGCUUCUUAAAAUCUGAAUGAGGAUAGUGAUAGUGAGAUACUGGCUACAGUGAUGAAACAAAACCAGCAUCAGAUGGACUGUAUUCAUAAUCAAUACGCCAAAUUAAUAUAAAUAACCAGCGCCAAUUCAUCAGUCAAUGAGAAUGUGUGUGUGGGCGGGGCAUAAGCACAUACAGCCAGCAGCAGCAGCAGCGACCCACCGUCUGACACCGGCACACCGUGAGGACGGAAACAGAGGGCUCGGCGAGGAUGGAACACCAUUUUGACUCAACUAGCAGACUUCACUACAAGCUGAUUGGCUGUUGACACAGGUGAUGUGCCUUACGUUCUCAAACCAGCUGCCAGCAGUUUGACCAGCUGAGUUGCAGGCGACACCAUCAGCCUUCUUGAGUCAAGACGGCCAGUUCACACCGCUGCAACUUUUCUCUGCAACGUUCUAAAACGGUUUUGUCUCAUCGCAAAUCGUUGGUCUGAACUGGGCUCUAAGGGCAAUGCAUAUGUUUAGGAUGCAGGGCUCCAAAAUGGGCCUGAACUCUCCCAUCUUCUUAGGAACCAGGAUGUUUGCGGAGUAAACCUCUCCUGUCUGUCAUGAGUGGGGAAGACGGGCACAGCCUGUUUUUCUGCCAAAAGGAUGGACAUAAAACAGUGUUGUGUGAAGCUUUCGGUCCAGCCAUCCAGGGGGCUUGUGGAUGAAAAGUUUACCGUCCUGGUCCAGAACCUCUUUCCUGGUUUCCAGCUGACAGUCCGUGCCCUACACCAGUGUGAAGACGGACACACCUGGGAUGCAUUCGCUCACUACAUCGCCAACGCCAUUGGGGAAGUGAACGUUUCAGAGGAUCUCAGCCUGGGUGGGACAUAUUCUGGGGUUGAACCCAUGGGUCUACUGUGGAGCCUCAGACCAGUUCCAGGCAGCAAACCUUGGCUCAGGCUGAGGAAGAUGAAUGUCCAGACUCCCAUGGAGUUCACAAUCUCAGUAUACCAGGGUCAUCUGACUGAAGGCUUCAUGGACCAGGUGCCGCUGGCCAGUGUCGUGGUGGAGCGUUGGUACAUGGCGCCCGGCGUCCGUAGGAUCCCCAUUACAGAGGAUGGACUCACUGCGACCCUCUUCCUGCCCCCAGGACCGGGACCUUUCCCCGGCCUCCUGGACCUCUGGGGGGGUGGAGGGAAGUUGGUGGAGUACCGGGCAGCGCUGCUGGCCUCCCACGGCAUCGCCUCCCUGGCCCUCGACUACCUGACACCUAAAGUCACCAUAGAAACUGGGAAGAUGGUGGACAACGAGUACUUUGAGAAGGCCUAUAGAGUCCUGGAGCAGCAUCCUCAGAUCCUCGGCAGCAGGAUCGCCAUGUUGGGCCUUUCCCUCGGCACCAGUAUCACCCUCAAAAUGGCUGUUUACUCCAAAGUUAUUAAGCUCAGGUGUGCAGUAUGUAUCAGUGGGAGUCAUGUGCAACGGGUUGAUGGAUCUCUACGACAGAAUUUGAGUUACUUUGACAAAAACUCUGCAAAGAUUCGCUUUGACAAAGAUAACAACGUGAUCUUGCGGGAUAUGACACUGCCCAUCACCACCAACCCCUCACUCAAAGUGGACGUGGGACGACUCCAGUGUCCUCUGCUGCUGGUUGUAGGUGAGGACGAUCAGGACACGCCGGCCUACGAAGCUGCAAUGGACCCUGACAGCGGUGCAUCCAUGUACAAAGAAGACGGCAAGAUGGCAGUCAUUUCAGUCGUGGACUCAAGUGCACACAAAAUGAGGGAGAUGAUGGAGCGGGCGGGGAAUAGCCACCUGCUGACUGUCCUGUCCUACCCAAAAGCCGGUCACCUAAUCGAACCUCCGUUCACGCCGUUCAUCCGAGCCAGCCCCAUCCGAUCAAUCAGCACUGGUCAGAAGCUGUUGGUUCUGUGGGGCGGAGAGACGGUGGCACAUUCUCGUGCUCAGGAAGACGCCUGGAGGAAGACGCUGGUCUUUCUGAGGAAGAAUCUGUACGGCUGCACAAACCCUGAUGCAGCUAUGCUAUCGCGGCUGUAACCACCGCAACAACUGAUGGUUAUAGAGUUGCUAAGCUACUUUGUGGCCCCCUGGUUCAGGAAGUAACAGUCCCAUUGUUUUUACCUCAUAGAUAAUGUUACGUGACUCACAGUUGACUACAGACAUUUUCCUGAUUGAAUCAUCAGAGCAAAAGAUGAAAUCACUCUCCGACUUUAACACUUAAUCUGUCCUGUCAAAUAAAAAAAUGAUUUUAAAAAAGUACAA
Epinephelus moara (kelp grouper) is the source of this 3522-nucleotide messenger RNA. RefSeq names its product peroxisomal succinyl-coenzyme A thioesterase-like. Gene Ontology annotation, molecular function: fatty acyl-CoA hydrolase activity. The record is from RefSeq and is a predicted model, not a curated record. NCBI's taxonomy places the organism in Eukaryota, Metazoa, Chordata, Actinopteri, Perciformes, Serranidae. The transcript is spliced from 12 exons. Gene Ontology annotation, biological process: fatty acid metabolic process; acyl-CoA metabolic process. The coding region runs from base 1906 to 3297 and encodes 463 amino acids.